UUUGCUGCCAUCUGGCCACGCCGCCCUUGCUGUGUUUCCAUCGUGGCAGACAGGCUCUGUCCUGCCUCUGGGCCUUUGUCCCCUGCGCCUGACCACUGUCCCCACGACUGGCAGGAGCCUCAGCCCAGGGGCCACCUUCUGUGACCACCCUGGGAGGUGCUGUCCGGGGAGGCCCUCCCGUUAUCUUUGCUUUCUUCAGGGUGCUCGUCCCCCCUCUCUGCAAGUGUCCCACUGGCCUUCUUCUCCUCUGCCUCCUUUUAACUGGAAAGGGAACUCUGUUCCUGUUUCACCCCCUGCAGCGUUGCCAGUCUUUCCAACAGGGACUGGGACAUGGCUGACGUUCAGUUCGUACUGAAUGAACAAAUGUGUGGUCGUGCACACAGCCCGGUGUGCCUUUCUUUGAGCCCUUUACGUGUUCCACUUUGCAUUAAAGCUCCUUGGCGUGUAUUAAAAACGCCAGCCCCAAAUGAUGCCAGCUCAGUAAUACCGUUAAGGGGAUGCGUUUAUCCAGCCCUUUCUCUGCGCUCGGCUCUGAGCACACUUGAGUCUAUCAUUCACCCUUACGGCACCAUUUUUGACAGAUGAAAAGUGAAUUAGGUUUUAGCCUGCAGACACCAAGGUGGGAAGUGACGGGACUGGUUCAGGAUCUCAGGCUGCCGGGCCCGAGCACUGACCCUGCUUUUCUCUUCCCCUGGCUCUGAUGUGGGGAAGUAGGAUGAGAGUAUUACCAGUCAUGAGAAGGACCUACUUUCCAAAAAUAUUUCCUCCAUUACUGUCCAGAUUUCACGAGUUGGUUGACCCAGAUACCGUAAUCUGUAGCUAUUGUGUUGGGUUUUUAUUUUUAAUUGUUAUCGGUUACACUUGUGUAUGAUGGUUCAACAAGGCUUGGUCUCCAGAUACUCCCCUCUGCCCCCAGCCUCUAGGGUCAACCACUUCCGGCUCUUCUCUGUUUCUCCUUCUCUUGCUUGUGUUGCUACCCCUCCUCCCCCAGGUACACGCAUCAUCUAUUGACUUCCUGCUUUGGAAGAUGAGGGUUUAACUCUCAGCACUACCCUAGCCCCCAUCACACACACGCACGCGUGUGCACGCACGCACACGCACACACACAGACACACACUUUGCAUCCUCCCAGUAGAGGUGUGUGGUAAUGUUGAUUAGAUCAGCAUUAAGUUCCUUUCAGUUCUAUUCGCAAAACAUAGCCCCAAUUUGAUCACUUCUCCCUAACUUCACUGCUACGACUGUAGUCUUUUACCUGGAUUAUGGCUACAGCCGUCCAACUGAGCUCCCCGUUUCUGUCCUUCCUCUUUUUUUUUUGGCUGCGCGGCUUGCGAGAUCCUAGCUCCAUGACCAGGGAUUGAACCCACGCCCUCAGCAGUGAACCCAUGGAAUCCUAACUACUGGAUCACCAGGGAAUUCCCUGUCCUUGCUCUCUUUUGAUCUGUUGUCCAUACAGUAGUCAGAGUGAUCCUGUUUAAAAAUAAAUUUGAUUGGCUCAAAACUCCCUGGCUUCCCCUUCACUCACAGUGAAGGACAAAGUUCUUGCUGUGGUCUCCAGGGCACUGCAUGAUCUGGCCCAAUUCCUCAGUCAUCCCUCAUUUCUCUCUCCCUUUUCACUCUGCUCCCAGCACACUGAUCUUCGUGCACCAGUCAAGUCUCUGCCUCAGGGCCUUUGCACUUGCUCUCUCUCUCUCCCUGGAAUGCUUGUCUCGCAGGCAUCUGCACAGCUAGCUAACUUUCUUCAGAUCUUUACCCAACUGUUAUCUCAAUGAGGCCUUCCUAUCUAAAACGUCAUUCCUCACCAUACUUGAUAACUUCUUCCCCUGCUUGUUUUUUCCAUCUUAUCACUAUCUAGCAUACUGAUUAUUGUAUUACUUAUUUUAUGAUAUUUUAUUUAUAUUCUGUAUUUCCAUAUAAACAAAUAUAUAUCCGUAUUAUUAUUAUCUUACUUAGCAUCUGUCUCCUGCCCUAGACUGUAAGCUUGAGCCCAGGAAUUUGCAUCUGCUUCCUCUGCUCUCUCUGGUACCUAGAACGUAGAGCAGGUGUCCAGUAAGCGCUGUUGAAAUGGCUGAAUGAACACAUUUUGGUUAGUGAGAGCUGUUCACGGCUGAGCCAUGUAGCACUAUCUUUCAUUCCCUGUGCUCCCUAGUUUUUCCUGGUGGUCGUGAUCAUCUUGUUUCUGCGUGGGGUCUAUGUAUUUACCAUUAACUCAGCUCCAAAUCCUCCCCUAAUGGGCACACUCACCCUCUCCAUCUACCCCACAUACUGUGUGAUUGUCCCCGCAACGUCUUGCUGCCUCUCAGUUCCAUCUUCUUGAAGAAGUCUCUCCCAGAGCGUUCUUAAUUUCUGUUUUAGAUUUUCUGUGGCUAGAGGAAUAUCCUGUGGCUAGAGAAUAUUCUUACAGAAGAAUACAAUCUUUUGGGAUUCAUUGAGGCUUAUCUUAAUAUUUAAGAUCUUAUUUAAUCAAAGAUUAAAUACUUGGUAUAUUGAUUUUUCUUCAAGUUCACUGAUUCUUUUUUCUGUCUCCAUUCUGCCGUUAAGCUCAUCAAAUGAAUUUCCCACUUACUGUACUUUUCAGUUCUAGAAUUUUGACCCUCUUAAAAUAUGUUUUUAGAAAUAAUUUCCGUUUCUCUAACUGAAAUUCCCGAUUUGCCCACUUAGAGUGACAUUUUGCUCCAGUUCUUCGAACAUAUUUUCCUUUAAUUCUCUGAUUAUAUUUAAAAUAACUGCUUUAAAGUCUUUGUCUACUAACUCCAAUACUUGGGCCAUUUUGGCCUCAUUUUCUAUUGACUGCUUUUCUCUCUUGGGGUCAAAUUGUCUUUUUUUUUUUUUUUUUUUUGCAUGUUUAGCAGGCUUUUAACUGUAUACUGGAAAUACUGGUUGAUACUGGCUAGUGACUCUGCAUCGUGUUGGAAGGGCACUGAUUCAUGUCCUAGUAGUCAAUUCAGUGACUGACUGAUCACCUUGAACCUGUGUGGCUUGUCUUCAUGUCCUGUUAGGGCAGAGAGAUGCAAGUCUGACAGUGUUUCUCUAGCCUUUCACCUUGACAGAACGCGGCCUCCAAACCUGAGAGCUUGGUUUAGGGUUUCUUGGCCAGGUGUCGGGAGGCCUGCCUCUUGCCAUGGUCCUCACUCGUAGGGCACAGCCUUCCUGAUGUCUCAGCUCAAUAUCUGGGUCCUUCGCAAGGUCCUAAGGAGGCCUCUUCCCCGUGGCUGGGUUGGAAGAUCCCCCAGCACUGUUCAGCCUCCACCUCUGGUGUGUUCUCACCCCCGGAGGAGCCGCUCUCUGGUUAGAACCUGGGAGCCUCACCCUGUGUGCGGAGCCCGAGGGCUAGGACCCACCAGGGACCACCCCUCCCCGACCCAUCGCUCCUCAUUCCAGUCCCACCAGCUGCUCCAGGCUCCAUGCCCUGCUUGGAGUCUAGCCGCCUGUCCUGUGGUCAGAAAACCGUCCCCAGUAGAGUGCUGGCAAUCGUGAGGCGCCUUCCAUGAGUUUUGCUUCUUUCAAGGAUUAGGGUCUCGUGCUGUGUUGUUUACAUCCUGAAAACAGUAGCCUCCCGUGUUUUUCUCAGUCUCCCGGCUGUUUAAGGAGGGAAGUCUCGACGGCCACUAAAUGCUCUUCCAGAACUGGAGGCUCCCGACCGGCCCGCCUCCUGGCUUGCGGCUUGGCUGCUGUCUUGGGAUCUCCCUACCACCCGGGGUUUCCCUUCGCCUCUCUUUUGAGUUGAAUUCUCUUUCUGGAUCCCCCAUUUUCUUCGUGUUGGUUGAUUUCAGCAGCUUCCUUAGAAAGGGUGACAGGAAGGUAAAUUUUUUGAGGCCCCUAUGUCUGAAAAUGCCUUUGUUAAACCAUCGCACUUGACUCAGUGAUUAGGUGGAGAAUUCUAGGCUGGAAAUUAUUUUCCCUUGUAAUUUUAGGCAUCGUUUCAUUGAAUGUCUAAUGCAAUAUGGAUCUUUUCUGUGAAGCCUUCAAACCCGUUUUUCCUUUCUCUCUUUUGUUUUCCCUGCAACUUUUUAGGGUCCUUUCUUCUUCCUCACUGUUCUUGAGUUCCCAAGGCCAAGUGUCUUGUGUGGGUCUGUUUUCCUCCAUUGUGUACUUAGUGGGCCUUUUCAGUCAGUUCUGGGGAAUUUUCUUGAAGCAUUUCUUUGAUUUUACUAUUCUUUUUUUCCAAAACUCUUACUAUCCUGAUGGUGGACCUUCUAGGCUGGUUCCACAAUUCCUUUUCUCUCUUUUCCAUCUCUUUGCAUUUUUUUCCCCUACUUGGAAAUUCUUCAAGUUUAUCUUCCAACGCUUAUGUUGCAUUUUUCAUUUAUGUUAUAUUUUUAAUUUUCAAGAGCUCGUUUUUCCUUUCCGAAUGUUCCCUCUACUUAAAAUAAGAGUGUUCUUUUAUCAUUUCAUGGCCCUUUUCUUAUCUCUGAAAACACUGAUGAUUUUUUUGGAGAUUGUUUUGAGAAACUCUGCCUAGUUUCUAUUUCCGCCAACUUGCCUUUUCCCGUGUCUGCUUGGCCUCUGUGUUUGAUGCUCCCCUCUGGGGUGUGGAGGGGAGUCCUAGGUCGUCUGGAUCCCAGGCUGGUGUGGUGCCGAGGUCCCGCCUUUCACGUCACCCCUGCGUGAGCUGUGCCCCGGGGCCUGCUUCCUGGAGCCUCUCACCCUGCGGAGCAAAUGGGACGUCUCAGGCGGGGAGUUUGGUUUGGCGAGUCGUGGCCCAGAGUGCAUCAACCGGUGGACCCCUCUUGUGAGGCCCAGGAAGAGGUGGUCACCUCCACAGUGCCAGGGCCAGAAGCCCUGCCCGCAGGAACUGUCUGAGGCCUCUGGGUCUGUCCCCACCCUGGACGCCCCUUGAGAACGGGAUAGAGAGGCACCCAGAGUGCUUGUGCCAGUGGAGGAGGGUGGAUGGCCUGCGGCUCAGGAUGUCACCUUCAGGGCCCCGAGGACCUGUGGUCUGCGGAGCAGAGAAGGCAGGCCCUGAGCCGCUGAGAGCCCUGGACCCGCCCAUUCUGGUGCCCUCCGCGGCGCAGCCUCCUGGCCCGGGCACAGUGACCAUCCAGCUGCAGAUCUGGGACACGGCUGGCCAGGAGCGCUUCCGCACCAUCACCCAGAGCUACUACCGCAGCGCCAACGGGGCCAUCCUGGCAUACGACAUCACCAAGAGGAGCUCCUUCCUGUCGGUGCCUCACUGGAUCGAGGACGUGAGGAAGUACGCGGGCUCCAACAUCGUGCAGCUGCUCAUCGGGAACAAGUCGGACCUCAGGGAGCUGAGGGAGGUGCCGCUGGCCGAGGCGCAGAGCCUGGCAGAGCACCACGACAUCCUGUGCGCCAUCGAGACGUCGGCCAAGGACUCGAGCAACGUGGAGGAGGCCUUCGUGAGGGUGGCCACGGAGCUGGUCAUGCGGCACGGGGGCCCUCUGCUCAGCGAGAAGGGCACUGACCACAUCCAGCUGGACAGCAAGGACGUCGGAGAGAGCUGGGGCUGCGGGUGCUGACCGGGGUGCAGGGCAGGCAGGCGGGGCUGCCCCACCUCCUCCCGCCCUGUGGCCUCCUCGCCCAGCCCUCCAGAGCUGGCCUCCAGGGUGCCAGCCAGAUAAAGGCCUGGAAUUACCCCGCCUGUGGCCUGGAUGCUUGAUGGGAGCACUGCCCUCCAGGAAGGAAGAAGCAGGAUUCCUCCCACGGGAGGCCCUGUUGGCACAGGGUAGGGUGUGGGGCCCUUCCUGCCAGCCAGCUGCUGUCCCCGCCACACGCGGCACGUCCCAGGACUGGCGCGAGCCCAGCGGUGUGGACCUUGGCCCAGGGGCUGGGAGUGGGCCUCCCGGGCUACAUGCUGCCUGGUUAGGACCGUUUCACACGAGGCCGCAGCAGGGUGUUGCUUUCCAGGGAUGUGGCCGGAGCUCCGGGCCCUCCCAGGGCAUUCCAGGGCCUCCUGUGCAGGAGCAACGGCCCAGCAGACUCAGUCCUGAGCUUCGUCCCGGGGUUUCCCUACCUCCCUCCUUCCUUCAAGGCCAGCUCCUGCCUCAGCCGGGCCUCCCUCUCCCAUUUCCAUGGAGCUUCUUUUCACCCGGACAACGGUGGGUCACGGCCCACAGCGCUCGUCUGCUGGCUUGGGGCCCAAAGUUUUGCCACUCAGGUUGCAAAAGCAGUGAAUCCUUUAGCUCUGGCUCUCGGAAGCUGGGGGUUAGUGGGAAUGAGAUAGGAGUGCGGACAUUUAAGGGAAAAGUAAACGCUCGCACCCCUGAGCCCAGCCUGUCCCACCUGACUUGCAGAGAUCCUUCGUGCCACGUUCAGAGUGCCAGCUCCCCCGCCGCUCCCAGACCAGCUUAGAGAGUUUCCCGCACAGAAAAGGCGAGGCCCCGGCAGGCCUGGGUCUGGGCCCACCCACUCUAAUGGUCUCUGCAUACGCUGGACACUGAGGUUAGACAGCAGGGGACCAGGGUCACUGGGGCCCUUGGAAGCAGCACCAUUCUCUGGGUGCAGCUCAGAGGAGUGCAGGGACUGGACUGGGGGAGCAGGUGGUCUUCCCAGGCCAAUCCCAGUCGCUCCCAUCAGCCCAGUUCAGCCCUGCAGGCCCCCCGCCCCAGUGUGGGGCCCCAGGAAAUCAGCUGCUCUCAGAGACAUGGGUGAGGCCACAUCAGGGAGACACAGCCCAGGGCCCCUGAGAGCCCAGAGGUGCCGCACAGCUGCAGUCGGGCUCCCUGCCUUCCAUCCCAGCACCUGGUCUGCGUCACACCCUCCCAGGCAGGCCUGGACACAGAGCAGGAAGUCAGACCUUGCCAGGCAGCCCCAGGAGGCGGGUCAGGCAGGGCUGCUGGCCCUUCCAGCCGCGGAGGCUGAGCCUGGUCCUUCCCUGGAGGGGAAGGACGCUGGCCUGGACGGGCCAGGAGCUGCUGAGCAGGGGUCAGCCCGCUGUCGGCCGAGUGGGCUGGGAAGUGGGAGCAAGAAGGCUGCCUGGCUUCCCUCCCCCGUCCCUGCUAAUGGGAUGGGGCCCAGCCCCUCCACCUGCACUGAGGGGUUCCCCAGAGAGGGGCCCCCUUCAGGCCAAGGGCAGAGGUCCUCCAGCCCCAUGACCUCUCUGCAGGGGACUGAUGUUUGGGCAGAGCUGGGUGUUCAGUCCAGGCCCAGCUGGGAGAGGAGUCUCACGAAGACCGCCUUGCACAGACCUGCUGCUCUGGGGGGUGGGGUGCAUGCAAGGAGCAGCGGCCGGGACUGCGCCCCAGUUCCAGCGAGCACAGGUACUGACCCCGGGCCCAGGGCUGCCUCACAGGGCUUAGGGAAGGAGGGAGGCCCCCAGCUCACCUCCUCCAGAAGGAGCCCUGCCGGGCUGCCGGCAGCAUCCGGCAGUCCGCAUCCAGGGUGCACAGGUACAGGAAACACCGGUGACAGGGGCUCACCUGCCACCUUGGGCUGUGAGCCAUCCCCCUACUCCUGUGCCCGGAACCCUGCACAGGGGAGGUGGCCUCACGGUGGCCCUUCCUCACCCAGAACCAAGGAAGCAGCACUUCACUCUCUCCUUUCACAAUCCCAAGGCCCAGUGGGUCUCCUGCCACCCAUCCUCCGCACGGAGCAGCCUCGCUCCAGGGCUGUAGCCUAGAACUCAGGGGUCAUUUCGGGCUCCCCACUUUCUCCCCCACCCUACAACCGUGCCCCUGGCCCCUCUGCCCAGAUGGGCCCCAUCCCCUCCCCUGGAUGCCUCCUGACCUCCUUGGCCUGGGCUUCCACCAGCCCAGGCACCAUCCUGCUGCUGUGAGGGGGGCAGCUAUGAAAGGUCCCUCCCCCAUCCUGACACCUUCCAGUCGCCCCCGGGCCCUCAGGAUGUCCAUCCUCACGCGGGUGUCCAAGGCCUCACACAGCUCCGUUCCUUCUCCCUUGCACCGUCUUGCCCACAGGAGCAGCUUCUGUCCAGGCAGACCCCUUCCUGCCCUGCCCCCCUUACCGACCCAGCCCUUGAAUACGUGCCAUUUAGAAUCCCACAGAUGACCAGCUGGUCCUUUGCUCAUCGUACCCCCUGGCAAGAAUGCGUUCCUUCCCUACCCACCCUUGGCCUGCGAGGUUCCCGUCCUGGGCUGAAGCCAUUUCCUACUGAGGCUUCCCGUCCUCCGUCUCAGAGCCAAAUGCUAGCGCUCAGGGCCUCCCUGGGCGCGCUGCUGGCUGCCUGCUCUGGGGUGCCCUGGCAGGUAGGGGACUCACUACCUCUCUGGGCCUAAGUCCUCUGUCAGAUGGGCCCGGACGGAUGGACUUGGCCAAGGGACAACGGGGAAGUGUGUAAGACAGCACGGCCCCGCCUCUUCCCUCUCCCAGGGCCUCUUCCUUUGUUUAUAAGUUACCCAAGAACAGGAGCAGGUGAGGUCAGGGGUCAGGGGCCAGGAGAGGAAGCCCGGCAGGAGGGCCAGGAAGUGUCCCAGCCAUCGGGCGGAGGAGGGCAGUCUGUGGCCUGGGCUGAAGGACCAGAGGAAGGCUGGUGUUUUAUACUCCUGGGAGGGGGACAAGCAAGGGACAGGGAUCCUGACUCCUGAGCCAGAGAGGUGGGCCCGGUCCAGAGGGCGGGUGGGUGUUGGGGGUGGAGCUCAAGGACACAGGCCCCAGCAGGCGUGAAGCUGGAGGAAAUUCCUAAUUCACAUUGAAUGCAGUUACUUCUCCCCGGAGGGCUGCCGAGGCUGGGGCCUCAGAGACCUCUGAGCCUGCACCUGGGCUGGGGUGGGGAGGGCCUCAGCCCAAGGAUGCCAUUGCAUUUGGGGAUUUUUCACAUUGCCUAUUUAUGAAUAUAUAAAUCUUUAUAGCGAAUCUAUUUUUUAAAACAUGGAAAAGUUGCCUUUAUGGAGACUUAGCAGAGCCAGAGUGUACGCAUUCCUAAACUAUUAAACGUUUCUGUAAUGAG
Orcinus orca (killer whale) is the source of this 8860-nucleotide messenger RNA. RefSeq names its product RAB43, member RAS oncogene family (gene RAB43). Gene Ontology annotation, molecular function: GTPase activity; GTP binding. Gene Ontology annotation, biological process: protein secretion; regulation of exocytosis. The coding region runs from base 4905 to 5477 and encodes 190 amino acids. Lineage: Eukaryota; Metazoa; Chordata; Mammalia; Artiodactyla; Delphinidae. The transcript has 3 exons. The record is from RefSeq and is a predicted model, not a curated record.